Salpingoeca rosetta is the source of this 1364-nucleotide messenger RNA. RefSeq lists its product as uncharacterized. The coding region runs from base 23 to 1042 and encodes 339 amino acids. Lineage: Eukaryota; Choanoflagellata; Craspedida; Salpingoecidae. Gene Ontology annotation, biological process: regulation of transcription by RNA polymerase II. The record is from RefSeq and is a predicted model, not a curated record. The transcript has 11 exons.
UUUUCUACAACCACCACCACAAAUGGCGCAACGGAGGAUAGUGGCAGCACUGGACAUUGGCUCAGGCCGAACAAAGAUGGAUGUGGUCGUGCUCAAGGGCGGAGCCGUCGUGGAGACGUUGUUCUCCGAGCACCGAGAAGUGUUCUUUGCACAUGACUAUGCCAUGAACGGGCAUAAGAACCUGAGCGACAAGAUUACCACACACGGCAUGACGGUCCUCAAAGACUUCAAGAAAACCGCGACGGAGCUCGGGGCUCAGCGCAUCAGCGGGGCCGCAACACAGGUGUUUCGCAAGGCUGAGAAUGGCCCCGCGUUUUUGGACCGGGUGAAACGAGAACUGGGAAUGGAUGUGCGCGUCAUAUCGCAAGCAGUCGAAGGCAAGGUCGGCUUCCUCUCCGCUAAGUCCGCCAUGCCAGCAUCCACACCGCUUGACCACGUGAUUGCGUAUGACAGCGGCGCUGCCAGUUUCCAGAUCACCGUUGCCAAGCCAGACGCAACCGGACCAAUCCCAAAUGUUGAAGUGUUUGAGGGCCAGUGGGGCACCAUCCCAGCGCUGGAGGCGCUCAUGUGCUCCGUCAGAGGACAAGAGCGGUUGACGGCAGACACAUCGGAUCCGCACCCCGUCACGCGCGAUGAGAUGACGCGCGUUGUCGAUCACAUAUCCGCGUCUCUCCCCCCGCCAUCGCCGCUCCUCGCAGGCCGAUUUGAUGCCGCACGCCAGCAGACGCCAGGCGCCACGAUCAUGUCGUUUGGAGAAGAGUCCAGCAUCUUUGCCAUUGCGGCAAAAACACUGGAACAAAACGCGUUUAGCCAGGCUGACAUGGACCGUGCACUGGAUCUGGUCGCCAAUCUCCCAACAUCAACCUUCCAAGAGCGCGGGUAUGCAGAGCCGCAGCUUGUCGUGCCGAAGUUGUGUCUUCUUCGUGCCGUCAUGAAGCACUUUGACAUGCCAAAGGUGGUGUACAGUUACAUCAACGGCAGCUGCCCCGGCAUCGCUGUCUUUGAUGACGCACAGGGCAGCAGUGAGGGCGACAGCUCAUGACAGAGGUGACAAUCCUGGUGGCGUGUGUGUGUGUGUGUGUGUGUGUGUUGAACUGGUCGUGUUGCUGGUGUACUUGCCGUGGUGGUGGCAAAUGGUAGGUGAGAGAGGGGAGGACCGUUCGUGACGACAGGCCAGCAUGAGAAAGCAUCGGAACAGAGAGGAGAGAGAGCAAAGAGCAGAGGCGUGGUGCAAUCACGACACUGCACAAUUGUUGUUACAUUCCGCGUUGUUGUUUCAAAUGUUCCCACGACGAAAAAGGGCUUCAUUGUAACCGGAGAGAACAUGCUGUAACACGGCAGUGGGCGAUGGCAAGUGUACACCG